AUGCUCGGCUCAUUUUUGUUGUUGUUGCUCGCCUUCUCAGCCAUUCCACUCGCUUUCGCUGCCGAUGCCGGGAGCUUUAAUGUCUUGACCUUCAAUGUAGCUGGCCUUCCAUCAAUUAUUUCUGGCAACGACGUUCCUGGCGACAAGACAACGAAUUCUCGAACAAUUGGUUCCAAGUUCGCAGAGUAUGAUUAUGAUGUGAUCCAUGUGCAGGAGGAUUUCAACUAUCAUGCUUAUAUUUAUGAAACAGAUGACCACCCCUACCGCACGUCUACGUCCGGUGGCGUUCCGUUCGGCAGUGGUCUGAACACUCUGUCUAACUUCAAUUGGAUAUCAUUUGAUCGUAUAACGUGGGAUCAAUGCAAUAUCAAUGACGGCGACUGUUUGACACCUAAAGGAUUCACCGCAAUGCGGAUGCAAAUUGAUGAAGGUGUCUACAUCGACUUUUACAAUCUUCAUGCUGAUGCUGGCUCGGACGCUGGUGAUGUUGACGCAAGGCGAGCAGGUGUCGUUCAGAUGAUCAAUUACAUUGAGGCCAAUUCACUUGGUAACGCUGUCAUCGUCUUUGGUGAUACCAAUGAUCGGUACACCAAUACAGGCGUUAGCAUUUCCAUGCUUACGACCGAGGUUGGACUCACGGAUUCUUGGGUACAACUGAUCAAUGGCGGAAAUACACCGGUCGCAGGAUCUCCUGCCAACGCCUGCGGCAACCCAGCAGCGUCGAACCAAUGCGAGAUAGUUGACAAAGUGCUCUACCGGGGUAGUCGUGCCAUAAACCUCUCUGUCACCGGUUGGACCUAUGAGUCUUCCAAAUUUGUUCAACCAGAUGGCAAUAUCUUGUCCGACCACAAUCCAAUCACUGUUGACUUUUCUUGGUCGCGGUCUAGCACAAUCAGGCAAAGUAAUCUGUCUGGUGGUCCUCAUGGUUAUUGGUUUAAUGAUAUUGACACCAUUCCGAGCUCCUCAACUGGUGCCAACAAGCCUUCAAAGAUCACGUUUCGGGGUGCCUCUCGCUUAGAUAGCGUCGCUCUCACUCUCGCUUCAGGUACGGCUUACACGCAUGGUGGCACAGGAGGAAGUGCAGCCGAGCUUACCCUCGGAGCAUCCGAAUACUGGACCCAAGCUCGACUUUGUCGAGGGCAGAAGGAUGGCCUUACAAGAAACUUCUACAUCGUCGCAACAACGAGUUCUGGCCGGACGUUGAGCGCUGGUUCCUCAACCAGCGACUGCAGUGAUUUCGCAGCACCUAUCGGAUGGCAAAUUGUUGGAUUUCAUGGACGAUCGGGGGAUGAGGUGGAUCUUCUGGGCUUCCUUUAUGCUCCGAUAUAA
Messenger RNA from Exophiala aquamarina CBS 119918, 1329 nucleotides. RefSeq lists its product as uncharacterized. NCBI's taxonomy places the organism in Eukaryota, Fungi, Ascomycota, Eurotiomycetes, Chaetothyriales, Herpotrichiellaceae. Gene Ontology annotation, molecular function: sphingomyelin phosphodiesterase activity. Gene Ontology annotation, cellular component: cytoplasm. The transcript has 5 exons. The coding region runs from base 1 to 1329 and encodes 442 amino acids. The record is from RefSeq and is a predicted model, not a curated record.